UUCCGGGCUGCACUAGCAUUGAGGCCUCUGCUGAAGGACACUGUCACACUCUCUCUGCUCAGGGGUCGCGUAUUACAGGACCAUUAAUCAUCCACAAUGGGAGGACAUGAAGCAGCCGGAGGCCCGCAGUUCACUGGAAUUGCCAAGUACUUCAAUUCAUACACGAUCACAGGAAGGAGGAAUUGUGUUCUGGCCACAUAUGCUAGCAUAGCAGCCAUUAUCCUCUUCUUCAAAUUGAAGCCCAAGAAGCAGGCGGCCAUCACAGAAUAGUGGUCAUGUGUCUAUUCUGGCCGGCAGCUCUAGCAGCUGGGAGUGGAGGGAGCAGCUGGACAUGCUUGUAAUAAAAUAUUCCUGUUUGGUUUCUCUAUGUUGACAAUAAAAAACAUUUAUGCCCACAACAUAAAAAA
Molecule: messenger RNA, 407 nt
Organism: Limanda limanda (common dab)
Lineage: Eukaryota; Metazoa; Chordata; Actinopteri; Pleuronectiformes; Pleuronectidae
Gene: atp5mk
Product: ATP synthase membrane subunit k
Exons: 4
Coding region: 97-270 (57 amino acids)
Source: RefSeq, a predicted model, not a curated record